AUGGCCGGCCUAGGAGAGUGGGCCAUCCUCAGUGCAAAGGAGAACAAUAUCGAUGCUGCGCCAACUCCGCAAAAACAAGACUGGACCGAAUGCUACAGGGAUCUCCGAGAGAUGGCUGAUAUGCAGAGAGUCUUCCAGAGCCUGGUAGACGACGACACAGUCUCGUUUCAGGUAGUUUGUUGCUUCGCGAAAUUCCCCACCCGCUUCCAGCAUCCCGCAGACAAAGAGCAGUCGUCACUCUUAGUCAGCUGUUUCGGGAUGCUCCAUAUCCGCGUCCCCAGGCGCUCUGAGAACUCCAAUUUGAUGAUAUCCCCCGAGUGGGCUAUCUUGCCUGGCUCCAAAGUCGUUGCGAUUCACGAUAGUCACUUUGGCAUGACCCAAUCUGAUAACGCGGCAGAGGGCCAGCUGAUCGCGGAUCUGCUCAAGCAAGCAAGCAAGGUAGAUCCGAGGCUCGAGAAAGACCGCGGCGAGCGCGCUGUGCCGCCGAGCCAGCCCGAGGACACUGGCCGCUCAACGUCAACAACCCAGACACAUUACGAUCUUGAGUACUGGCUCCUUCGUCCGAGAACAUUCGUAUGCGACUCGCCAACGGUUGGCGACAUCGUCUGCUUAGCCGCAGAAAACAAGCCCGCGUCACCUGAAAUCGACCGCGAGACGACCACGAAGCUAGGGGCGAUCUCUAUCACCAACGAAGUUCACACAUUAGGCCGCGUCGACGUCAAACCUAACGCUACGAUGGAGAUAGCUCCUGACGAGUCAUAUGAAAUGGUCAAGCACGCAGCCCAGGAAGAACUAUUCCCAUCAAGCUACGAGAUUCUCCGACUGUGGAAGGCGUUUGCGAAGCGGAGGUUCCCGCGGCCCGACUUGAAAUUCGACACCAUCCACGCCGCCUUGUGGCAAGCCAACGAGGAAGCUCUGAAGGAAGCAAUGCUUCUGGGUAUCCGGAACGCGCAACCUGCUGUGGCCCCUGAAUCGAUGCCGCUUACCGUCGUGGUGCCACGGCGCACUGACGAUGGUGCCAAAUCACCACGGCAUCCGAACGGCGCUACAGUCGUUGUUCAGACAUUCUCAUACACCAAGAAGGGUCACACGAGAGCUGGCUGCCGAAAGAGGGACGCGUCGGGAGGUGCAACACAGGGUGUUGGGGCCGACAUCACGUUUGCGGUAAAGGUAGCUAGGCCGCGGCCUGUCAUGCCUACUGCCUAG
Molecule: messenger RNA, 1206 nt
Organism: Diaporthe batatas
Lineage: Eukaryota; Fungi; Ascomycota; Sordariomycetes; Diaporthales; Diaporthaceae
Exons: 2
Coding region: 1-1206 (401 amino acids)
Source: RefSeq, a predicted model, not a curated record